Molecule: messenger RNA, 1269 nt
Organism: Lachancea fermentati
Lineage: Eukaryota; Fungi; Ascomycota; Saccharomycetes; Saccharomycetales; Saccharomycetaceae
Source: the annotation of a GenBank genome assembly
AUGAAAAGUCCAGAAACAUUGCAUUUAGAGACGUUUGUUUCAAAACUUAAAGAUUCGCCAAACUUUCAACCAGAUUCCUCCGAGAUCAAGAAAGUAUGUGAUCUAGUAACUAGUUCUCAAGACUGGAUGACUCCGGAACUGCAAGCCGAUGUCCUACGCAGCAUCAGUUAUUUUGUCCUAGAUAAUAAGAUAGAACAGAACACGAGAGAUCUCUGCUCGGAUACAAUUUCCAACUUAAUUACUAGAGAUACCUUACAAAACUUUAUCACCAGUCUUACUCCUAUGCUAAUGCAGAUAAAAAGCAAGUACGUAUCAGCUGCAGGACGGUUCAAAUCAUUGCCAUCAAUGACAUUAAAACCCACUAUUGGAUUUACUGCUAAUGAAGACAAAAUCAGGGAAGAUUGGUUAGCGAGUGGAGGUAUUCGAGGCAUUUCACUAUUUUUCGUCACGUUGAAGCAUAUGGAGCAUCGAGACAUUUCGUCAAAUCUUUGGUGGAUUACACCGGGCAUACUAAACAUUAUGGAUGAUACAACGGAUUUGUUGAGAAUAAGAUUGAAAGGAGCAGUAUUACUUGAUUGCUUUUUAGGCACCACAUAUGAUUCUACUGACACGGCUCAAUUCGAUUUUUCUACCACUGGUCUCUUUGAUGUUUACUACGGAUGCCUUAGGUCUAUGUGGUAUCUUCUCCCACCUUCUACAAACAGCAAAAUAACGGAGCAAGUUUGGAAGAUUGUUUUUCCUGCAAUGUUAAGUUUGUUCAAGGCACAGUUUGCUAGUGAAGAUCUACUUUAUUCGAAUCAAAUUAACAAAUUUCUUUCAGAAAUUCUUUUACAGGGUACUCUUCCGAGAGUUGCACCAGACCAUGUGGAACUAACUAUUGAUCUGCUAAGGUAUAUUCAAGUUGUUUUGCAAAUUUUGGGUCUUCGGUCGGCCGUCCAUAUGCAAAGGUUAAUAUACACAGUUGGAGAAUUCAUAAUUCGCAAUCCCUUCAUUACACUAUUUGUACCUUUGAUCCACGAAACUGUGACUACUCUGAGUGAGAUGGUAAAAGUCUGUCCUGAAGUACGAGUUGCUGCUCAUAAGUAUGAUCUUUUGGGAGGUGUUUUCAUACUAUAUUUGAAAUGUAGAUCGGAGGGCAAACUCGAUACCCAAACUCUCCACUUCCUACGUGACUAUACUAGACUUCUACAAGCUGCGGGGUGCAAGCUAUCUCCUGAGGAUCUUGAAAUGAUUAAGGAAAGGCAGUUGCAAGAUUUGAUAGACUGCUGA